AUGUCUGAAAUCGUUCACCCCACCAUCAAAGAUGGAUGGUUCCGUGAGAUCUCUGAUAUGUGGCCGGGUCAGGCCAUGACUUUGAAGGUCGAGAAAGUGCUCCACCACGAGAAGAGCAAGUAUCAAGACGUCCUCCUCUUCAAAUCCACCGACUACGGCACUGUCCUCGUCCUCGACAACGUCAUCCAAUGCACCGAGCGUGACGAAUUCUCAUACCAAGAAAUGAUCACCCACCUCGCCAUGAACGCACACCCGAACCCAGAGAACGUGCUCAUCAUCGGCGGCGGCGACGGCGGCGUGCUGCGCGAGGUCGUCAAGCACUCGUGCGUCAAGACCGCAACGCUCUGCGACAUUGACGAGGCCGUCAUCCGCCUCUCGAAGCAGUACCUGCCCGACAUGGCCGUCGGCUUCGAGCACCCGAAGAGCAAGACGAUUGUCGGCGACGGGUUUGCGUUCAUGGCCGAGCACACCAAUGAGUUUGAUGUCAUCAUCACCGAUAGCAGUGAUCCCGAGGGCCCAGCCGAGGCCCUGUUUCAGAAGCCCUAUUUCGAGCUGCUCAAUAACGCGCUGAAGGAUGGCGGCGUGAUCACCACGCAAGGUUCUGAGAACCAGUGGUUGCACAUGCCGCUUAUCACUGGGCUCAAGAAGUCGUGCAAGGAGGUCUUCCCGACUGUCGAGUACGCAUACACGACCAUCCCCACCUACCCCUCCGGCCAGAUUGGCUUCAUGGUCUGCUGCAAGGACGCGGACAGGGACGUUAAGAAGCCCCUGAGGACCUGGACGCCUGAGGAAGAGGAGAAUCUGUGCAAGUACUACAGCAAGGAGAUCCACGAGGCAGCGUUCGUGCUGCCUACCUUUGCGCGCAAGGCGUUGAGGUGA
Molecule: messenger RNA, 879 nt
Organism: Pseudovirgaria hyperparasitica
Lineage: Eukaryota; Fungi; Ascomycota; Dothideomycetes; Acrospermales; Acrospermaceae
Product: spermine synthase
Exons: 5
Coding region: 1-879 (292 amino acids)
Biological process (GO): spermidine biosynthetic process
Cellular component (GO): cytosol
Molecular function (GO): spermidine synthase activity
Source: RefSeq, a predicted model, not a curated record